Phyllopteryx taeniolatus (common seadragon) is the source of this 3485-nucleotide messenger RNA. Its product is annotated as receptor for retinol uptake stra6-like. Gene Ontology annotation, biological process: vitamin A import into cell. Gene Ontology annotation, cellular component: plasma membrane. NCBI's taxonomy places the organism in Eukaryota, Metazoa, Chordata, Actinopteri, Syngnathiformes, Syngnathidae. The record is from RefSeq and is a predicted model, not a curated record. Bases 536 to 2569 code for a protein of 677 amino acids. The transcript has 17 exons. Gene Ontology annotation, molecular function: retinol transmembrane transporter activity; signaling receptor activity.
GUACAUAUCGUGAGCCUAUAAAUACAUACUAGUGUUUUUUUCAUAAUUGUAUGAAUAAUUUUAGUGAUGGGUGCCCUUUUUUGGCUGAGAGCACCUCCACUCAAACAUCUCUGUGCACGUGCCUGGUCAUACAGUACAUUAUACUGGGCUUUGGUCUGAGCACAAAAACAGGAGGAGGGUGGUUUGCCCAAACAAUGAGCGAAUAUUGAACUGCAAAUAUUCGGUGGUUCACUGCAAUACCUUAAGAGAUGCGAGCAAACAAAUUUUGGUUGAACAACUGGAUGAAUAGUAUGGCUAAUCUUCACUUGGCAUCAGAGUUCACCUUAGGUCAAAAUGUUCUUGCACUUCUACCACUUGCCCAUGUGCAGCAGCUAAUCUACUGUGUUUAAUACUUAACGCUUACUGGAAUGCAUUGGGUGGUUUGGUUCUAACACUGCAUCAGCCCCAACGGAUCUGGCCCACGUUACCUGACUUGAAGGCAGAACGAGACGCAGAAAAGUUUUAUUCAUUUUGCGAUCUUCAUCAAGCAGGCACAAUGAACCACAGCAAGGAUGAAUUUGAGCCUUUUGAAUAUUCCUACUAUGAUUAUUCAGACUGGUACUCCAACAACCCAGAACCAACAAAACCUCCCAAAGAAGUUAUUUCACCGUGUGACCCAACAGCGAGUGAUGCAAUAUUUCACAUAUGCAUACUCUCUAUAUCUCUGGUGAUCAUGGUAAUUCUGGCAGCUCUAAGCAGGAGAAAUAAACUCUGCCAAGGAUUUACAAGAGGAUCCUCCAGUAUCUUUAGUCCAACCAACUUCCUGGAUCAAACACAGAGGAAAGGUGUGGUGAUGGCUGUGUUUGGGCUGGUGUUCAGCAAGCUGGCCUUGCUGGUGAUUGCACCUGAUCCGCUGCCUUUCUCCAAGGAUACUCCAGCUGAAAUCAAAGAGUUCAUGAAGAUAAUCGCCAUCUUCUACUAUCCAGUGCUCUACUACCCUCUGAUGGUUUGUAGCACUCUGCAGCACAAGGCUGGUUAUGUGUUUGGCACUCUGCUCUCUAUCAGCCAUUUUGGUGUCCAGCUGUGGCAGAAGUUGGACUGCCCAAAGACUCCAGAGCUUUACAAGUUCUAUUCCUUGCUUGCAAGUUUGCCUCAGCUGGUCUGCCUGGCAUAUCUUUGCGUCCAGUUUCCUUUUCUGUUUUUCAGAGGAACACAGAGUGAAGAGGACCUUGACAGCAGUUAUUACACCGACUAUGUAAAAUCCCUUCUCAAAAAGAAGAAGAAGCCUGCAGCACUCAGCCCCACCUCAUGUGACAAAGCAACAUUGGUGGAGAGACUACUGAAUAUGCCAAAGAGUUAUCUUUAUCUUCCAGAAAAAGUGUUUCAUUUCCCUCUAAAGCUGGCUGUAUCAAUAUUUGUAGCUUUGGUGGCGAUAUACCAUACAGCUCUCUUGUUAGUUGUGUUGGUUGUCCCAACCCUCCAUAUUGUUCGUGCCGGUAUUGAUGAGAACAUUGCCUUCCUCUUACUGGGUUUUGGGAUCGUCCUCUCCGAUGACAGAAUGGAGGUUGUCAAAAUCGUCACUUUCUACACUUGGCUACUGGAAGUCUGCUACCUCUGUGCAUUGACCCUGUCUUGUGUGGUCAGUCUGGUCAUGCUCAUGAGGACCAUGGUACUUCACAGGUCAAACCUGAGGGGACUGUACAAGGGUGAGAUUUACAACCUUUACAACAGCCAGAAGAACCUUCGUCCAUCUAAAUCCGGUGUUGUCUGCUGGAUGGGCUUGACUGGAUACCAAGCUGCCAUCGUCUGUCUGGGUAUGGUGAUCCAGACUGUUGUGUUUUUUAUCUGCUUCAUGUUCCUGGUCUUCCUUAUCAUCAUCCCCAUCUUCUAUGGACGUAACCUGAUUGUCUUUGAGAUUGCUGGCAAAGCUUGGCCAGGAUGGGUUACAGUAAUUGUGGUCACAGUGCUUCAGCAUGUCGCUGCCAAGUUUGCCUUUGUCAAAAAAGAUGCCGGCACCAGAGACUUAAAUAACAGGGAGAGUUUGUUCCUUCUGACAUAUUUGCUGUUUCUUAUCAACACCGUGGUGGGACUGAUAGUGGCCAUAUGGAGAAUGGUCAUUACUGCACUGCACAACAUUGUACAUCUUGGCCGUGUCGACAUCAGUCUGCUACACCACACUGCUGAGGCCUAUGACCCAGCAUUCCACUAUUACACCCACUUUCUGAAGGUGGAGGUGAGCCAGUCACACCCGGUCAUGAAAGCUUUCUGCGGGUUGCUGCUGGACAUAAUGGUGGUAGGUGGCCAAGUGGGCCAGAAAAUACGAGACGCAGAGGAAGGGAUCCAGGAGAGCUCGCAGAGCACGUCCACCAGCAGUCGCAGGAUUCGCUCUCGUUGGCAGCUGGUGUACACACUGGUCAACAAUCCUGCUCUCCUGGGCUCUAGGAAGCACUUCCAGACAAUGCAGAGCUUGGAGAGCAUCCUAAAUGGCAGCCCGAAACGCAGGAAGCAGACAAGCAGCAGGAGGGAAGUGGGCAAGGCAUCAUCCACUGAGCCUGCUCCAUCCAGUGACAGCCAAGAUAAAACUGAUUGAGAAAGAAGCAAUGUUGACAGUAUUCUUCUAAAAAAUUCAUCACAGUUGGCAUUUAUGCUGCAGACUAUUGAGGAAAUUAUGUAAGGAGGAAGUGACGGCCUUAGAUGAUUUUAAAAACAACCAAGUGUGUCAAGGCAGAGGGUUGGGUUGAAUGGUCUAGAACACACUGGCCCUGAUUAAAUUGUUUUUAUGAUCUUUGUCAUUCACUAAUAUGAUGCAUCUGGAAUCUCGAAAUAAUGUUCUUUUUUUUCCAACAGUCUGGUAUUUGUCUUUCUCAAAGCAAGAGAACUAUGGAUAUCUGAUUCAGCAUCUGGGGUCCCACAGUUUUGCUUAGCAGUUCUGCUGUGAAGUUAGUUUCAUCUAGUUGUGACAACACAACAAACUAAAAUCAGAUACACAUUUCCCCUGUUUCUCUGCUUCAGAUGAUUCAUCGUUUAUCCUCAGGAAAGAAAAUGUUGCUUUAGUUGCCACAUUUCCUGCCUUCUGAGUAAACGCAUACUCUUAAAUAUGAGCUAAAGAAGCUGUCAGUUGGCCUUAAUGUGACUAAAGAACUACAGAAAGUGCAGAAGUCCAUAGGGCCUUUGCAUAUUGACAUACACAUAUAUUGAUCAGGACUGAUCAAUUGCAGCAUGACAACAGGAUGCUUGAGGUCAUAGUUCCACCUAAAACACGCCAUGGUAAAACAAAGUGGUUCGAAGUACAGUGUACUGUAACUUCUCACUGAGUUAGUACAUUAUUGAAACAACAGAUAGAGUGCCUUGUUAUUGACCAAAAAGCUAAUACAUGUCACCAAAUCAGCCCAUUUUCAACUUUGACCGAGGCAAGGAGUUUGAAAGAAUAUUAAUAACACAACUGUUGUUUAAAUGCCGGAAUAUACAGUAUAAAGGAGAUUAUAGAAGACAAUUAAAAACUAGAU